Messenger RNA from Fonsecaea multimorphosa CBS 102226, 873 nucleotides. RefSeq lists its product as uncharacterized. The transcript has a single exon. Gene Ontology annotation, molecular function: oxidoreductase activity. Bases 1 to 873 code for a protein of 290 amino acids. Lineage: Eukaryota; Fungi; Ascomycota; Eurotiomycetes; Chaetothyriales; Herpotrichiellaceae. The record is from RefSeq and is a predicted model, not a curated record.
AUGGUUCAUGAAUUUCCUGGGAGAUUUCAAGGCAAAGUGGUCGCCAUUACUGGUGGAGCCUCUGGCGUUGGUGCUGCUCUUACACGUCGUUACGUUGCCGAAGGAGCGAAAGUCCUAAUUGCAGAUCUGUGCGACGUGGAACGAGGACAGAAGUUUGCCGAUGAGUUCCCAAAGAGCACGGUCUUGUUUCACCAAUGCGACAUUGGUGAUCCUGCACAGGCGGCUGGCCUAGUCACAGCAGCCAUUAACCAACUCGGAGACUUGGAUAUUGUUCACAAUAACGCAUCCGCGUUCGCUUGGGGAGCAAUACCAGAUAUGGAUCCUGAGAGCUGGACCAGGGUAUUCAAAGUGGGGGUGGACGGCCCAUUUCACAUCUGUCGGGCGGCGAUUUCCCAUAUGAGGAAUCAAGAGGGUAAAAAACAGAGGGGAGCCAUCAUCAACACACUUUCGACUUCUGGGCUGAUUGGCGACAAAGGUCUGGGCGCCUACUGUGCUGCAAAGGCUGCCCUGGCUAAUCUGACCCGUGCCAUGGGUAUUGAUCAUGCCCCAGAAGGGAUUCGAGUCAAUGGCGUCGCGCCUGGCUGGAUCAAUACUCCAAUGUCUGCUGCACUGAGUGCAACACCAGCUGUGCAUGAGCUUGUCGCCGGCAGCACCCCUAUGCAUCGGCCCGCUGAGCCAGAAGAAAUAGCUGCGGUAGCAAUGUUCUUGGCUUCGGAGGAUGCGUCCUUUGUGACAGGAGCAGGUAUGAAAGUCCACGAACCCCAAGCCACGUGGCGUUCUAACAUAGGUGGUCCACCUAGUAUGGAAUGCAGAUGGUGGUCUUCUGGCUUCAAGUCGAAUGCCGUCACUGGACCAGGUACAUCAGGUGAGUGA